AUGACGAAACAGCAAGCACAGUGGGAUCCUUAUGAAAACAAUGGCGGGACCUGCGUUGCCGUAGCUGGUGCAGAUUACUGCGUGGUCGCAGCCGACACUCGGAUGUCCACUGGCUACAACAUUCUUACUCGCGAUUACUCCAAAAUUGUCAGGCUAGCGGAUACAUGUGUGAUGGCAUCCUCAGGGUUUCAGGCUGAUGUGAGAGCUUUGCAAAAGCUUUUAGCAUCCAGGCAUUUGAUUUAUCAACAUCAGCACAAUAAACAGAUGAGCUGCCCUGCAAUGGCUCAGUUCCUUGCAAACACCUUAUACUACACGCGAUUUUUCCCCUACUACUCUUUCAAUGUUGUCAGUGGCCUUGAUGAUGAAGGUAAGACAUUACAUUCUUCAAAGGACCACAAGGAGAUAAAACCUGCUAACUUGUAACAUUGUGGUUGCUAAGUCUACUAACUUGAUUGGGAUUGCCUCUUCUUCAGUUGUACUUUAAGUGAAGAAGCUAUUGAUUUGGUGAAAACAUGCUUUGCAUCAGCCACAGAAAGAGAUAUUUACACUGGCGAUAUGGUGGAGAUAGUCAUAUUGAAUCAUGACGGUGUUCGACUCGAAGAAAUGGAGCUUAGGAAAGACUGA
Messenger RNA from Ipomoea triloba (trilobed morning glory), 624 nucleotides. Its product is annotated as proteasome subunit beta type-1-like. The record is from RefSeq and is a predicted model, not a curated record. Lineage: Eukaryota; Viridiplantae; Streptophyta; Magnoliopsida; Solanales; Convolvulaceae. Gene Ontology annotation, cellular component: proteasome core complex. The transcript is spliced from 5 exons.